Molecule: messenger RNA, 2946 nt
Organism: Necator americanus (New World hookworm)
Lineage: Eukaryota; Metazoa; Nematoda; Chromadorea; Rhabditida; Ancylostomatidae
Exons: 1
Coding region: 1-2946 (981 amino acids)
Molecular function (GO): catalytic activity
Source: RefSeq, a predicted model, not a curated record
AUGGCGACCGGUGAGAGGCGAUCAAAUCUCAGGUUGCUCAGGACGUCAUUGAUUCUGGAUAAAGGCGACACACGCACGACUCGCCAUGGAGACUGUCUCAGACUGUGUACUUACAACGCGAGAACAGUUUCCACAGACGCCGACCUGCAUGCCCUUCUCGGAGCUGCAGAGCGUAUCAAAUUUCACGUGAUUGCUCUGCAGGAGACCAAGUGCAGAAGGAGCGACGUACGACAGAUGAAUGACGGUACACUCGUCAUUCGUGGAGAGAAGGUUCCGUCGCGAAAUGUAGGCGGUGUUGGUUUCGUUGUGCACCCAUCUGUCGUCCAUCUCGUCGAUUCUCACGAGAUCCUGUCACCUCGUCUGGCCAUUCUUCGCCUCCGCCCUCUGCGCCAAAAAUCCAUCAGUAUCAUCAACUGCUAUUCACCAACAUCAGCAGCUGAUGAUUCCGAAUUGGACGCGUUUUACGAGGAGCUGGAGGAAGUAGUCCACAACGAGAAGUCCUUUUACAAAUUCGUUGUCGGAGACUUCAACGCAAAACUAGGAAAGGCCACAGAAGAGGAAUACAGGAUUGGAAGAUUUGGACUAGGGGACCGGAAUGAAAAUGGCAAUCGUCUCGCCGGGCUGUUGUCCGCCGCUCGCCUCUUUCAUGGGAACUCUCUUUUCAUGAAAAAAGAUCAUCGUCGGUGGACAUGGGAAUCGCCCAAUGGCGCGACUCGUGCGGAGAUCGACCACAUACUCACCAACCGGAGGUGGUGUCUACUUGACGUCUCAGUAGUACCAUCCUUUUGUAGUGGUUCUGAUCACCGUCUUCUUCGUGCGAAAAUACGACUUAGCCACACGAUGGAAAAGAACAUCUGCUAUCGGCAACGAAGGAGAAAAGAAGUUGUCUACGACGAUUGCGUACUCGAGGACUCCCUGUCCCAAGGUGACUGGCACAUCGAGGAGGACCCAAACGUGGACUACGAGAUGCUGCUCAGAGGAUUACGAGCCUGUGCUGAACGUGCCUCGAAGUCGCGCACGACAAACUUGGAUCGAAUUUCGAAGACCACCAAGGAAUUGUUAGGAAGAAGAAGGGCUUUGAGGCUUGAUCCGAAUGCAUCGCACAUUGAGCGGUUAGUAGCAAACACUAGCUGCAGAAAAGCGUUGCAGGAGGAUCUUUUGAAGUACAGGCAGAAGAAGAUUCUAGAAGCAGCAGAAAGAAGAACGAGUCUAAAGAAGUGCCGCAGGGAUCUCCGCGAAUAUAAUGUUCCGCUAGCAACCUUGCUGAGCGAAGACGGGACUCGCACGUCUUCUCGUCGUGAGAUGGAAAUCAUUACGGAGAGGUUCUACUCGAACCUUUUCCGUUCAUCAACUCCUGUGUCAAGCCCAAUCAUCCCCACUGGCGAAGCUCCACCACGGAUUCUCCCUUCGGAAGUACGAGUCGCUAUCAAGAGCAUGAAACCUGGCACAGCCCCCGGACCUGAUUUUAUUUCAGCAGACUUUCUUCGGGCUGGUGGCCAUCCGCUUCAUGUAAUCUUAGCAGCGCACAUGACAUCCUAUCUUCAGAAAGAAAGGAUCCCAGACCAGUGGAAGACCUCGCGAACCGUUCUUAUCCAUAAGAAAGGUGACCAAGAGGACCUUCGGAACUACCGUCCGAUAUGCUUGCUGAGCGUGUUAUACAAAGUAUUCACCAAGAUCAUCCUCACACGCAUAUCUAGGACGCUGGAUGAAGCCCAGCCUCAAGAACAAGCUGGAUUCCGCCAAGGGUUCAGCUGCUUGGACCACAUCCAGACCGUGUCGAGGGUCAUAGAGGUUUGCCGGGAAUACCGCCUGCCCCUUGUUCUAACCUUCGUCGACUAUGAGAAAGCCUUUGACAGCGUAGAAACGAAUGCAAUACUGUCAGCGCUGGUCGAUCAAGGUGUGGACGCGUCGUAUGUGAGGACAUUAGCCAAUUGCUACGAACGAUGCACAACUAGGAUACAGCUUUUCCACCGCCCUCUCACCAUACCCAUUGGAAAGGGGGUACGACAAGGCGAUACUAUAUCGCCGAAGCUGUUCACGGCUGCAUUGCAAUGGAUAAUGAAAUCACUAUCCUGGGAAGAAAGGGGCAUACGUGUUGAUGGAAGAUUUCUUUCGAACCUUCGUUUCGCGGACGACAUCGUUCUCUUUUCGAGCAGUACCAAUGAAGCAGAAACGAUGCUCAACGAAUUGAACGAAGCAGGGAAGAGAAUAGGACUACGAAUAAACAGAAAGAAGACACAGUUCAUGAAGAACGCGCACUGCGAGGACGGAGGAGUACAACUUGAAGGCUCCCAAAUCGUGGAAACUCCGUCAUACGUAUACCUCGGACGUUCUAUGAACAUGGAAAACGACUUGAAGGAAGAACUGAAUAGAAGAAUGAGAGCAGCAUGGGCAGCAUUCGCAGCCGUCAGGGAAGCUACGGACCAACUGACGGACCAUGAUCUUUGUGCCCAUCUGUUCGACUCGACAGUCCUUCCAGCGCUCUGUUACGCAGCGGAGACGUGGGCAGACACCGCGGCCACGUCUAGGAAGCUACUUACUACCCACAGAGCCCUUGAGAGAUGUCUCCUGAAGUUUAACCGGCGCACACAACACCUUGCCGGUCUUCGUAGCUCCGACUUAAGAGGAAUGUCCCGUCUUCGCGACCCAGCGGAAUAUGUAUCGAAAGCAAAACAUAGAUGGGCCGGUCACAUCAUGAGAAGAAUCGACGAUAGAUGGACUAAAAGAACGCUAGAGUGGAUCCCAAGGGACGCUAAACGCCCCCGAGGGAGACCGCCAACGAGAUGGAGUGACGUGUUCGCUGCACGGAUGGACCAGCUGAGAGCUCAGCUGGAUACGGCUCAAGGACCUCGUCAACGUCACUCACGAAGCUUGAGAACAUCUUGGAUGACAAUGGCGAGGGAACGAAAUGAGUGGAAGGGAUGCUGGGGCCCGCACGUCGAGUGA